AUGAGAAUAACAAGCAUUGUACUAAAAACAGUAUUUUUCCAUGACGAAAACUAUAAUUACAAGCCGUCUGCCCAACAGUAUGAUUAUCUCUUUGCCUGGUUCCCGGAAAUUUUUACAGAUGAAGAUUCUAAACUCAGCCAAACAAGAUUGAAUUGGAAAAGGGUAGAGUAUGCCAUCAAAGAAUGUGAAAUAGAAACUGGUCAUGCUCCUGCAUUCGUUCAUAGAGCUUUUCUUAGAAGAGUAUUCAGUCUGAUUGGUGCAAAAAUCAUUGAUGUUUCUAUAGAAGAAAAUGGCGAUACCUCAGUUGUAUUUGAUUAUUAUGGAAAAUUUCUUCAGGCAGAAUGUGUAGAAGAACCUGGAAUUCUUCCUGGGGAAGAUUCCAGACUUAAACUUUAUCUCUGGACCUCAGUAAAUGAAAAAAUUGACUGCACUGGCACUGACAUUAGAGAAGCAGUUGAAAAAUAUAUCGCCAAUGGUGAAUUCACAAAGAUUAAAUCUCGUUCCUUAAAAAUUGGAAUGAAACAUUUGAACACAAUUCAGACAAAAUGGCGACCACGUUAUCUUAGGAUAGAAAACAUAUAUACCGGUAAAUCAGGAAAGCUCAUUCAGCCGGCCAUCGUUCUGAUAAAUCAGAAAAAAGAACCAGUAGCCGUUAUGACUCCUGGUGAAGACUGCGAUGCCUGCAUGGAAAGAUCCAGAGAAUUUGCAGAAGAAUUAGGUGUAAAUUACGCAUUCAGCACAAAUCUUGAAAUCUAUAAGCUGCAUGAUUUCGCAAAAGAUAAAGAUACAGAAGGUCCUUUUGACGAACUUCCACCUCAUGAAUGGGUUUGGAACUGGGAUCAAACUGUAAAAGAAAAGGCUGCAAAGAAGAACAAUCCAAAGGCAAGAUUCAAUCCUGCAGAAAUGGCCAUUGAAGAGCUUCUUGCAAAGCUUGAAGAAAAAAAUAAGAGAAGGGCAGAGCAUGAUCUACCACCUUUGAACUUGAUGGAAUACAUGAAGUCAAAAGGGUAUAGAACUGGUGAAGUAAAUGCAGACUGGCCAGAAACAACCAAAGGAGAUAAAUAA
Messenger RNA from Cylicocyclus nassatus, 1065 nucleotides. The record is from the annotation of a GenBank genome assembly. NCBI's taxonomy places the organism in Eukaryota, Metazoa, Nematoda, Chromadorea, Rhabditida, Strongylidae.